This is a messenger RNA of Trypanosoma brucei brucei TREU927, 2463 nucleotides long. Its product is annotated as synaptojanin (N-terminal domain), putative. The transcript has a single exon. Gene Ontology annotation, molecular function: phosphatase activity. The record is from RefSeq and is a predicted model, not a curated record. Bases 1 to 2463 code for a protein of 820 amino acids. NCBI's taxonomy places the organism in Eukaryota, Euglenozoa, Kinetoplastea, Trypanosomatida, Trypanosomatidae.
AUGUACGUGGAGAAGAGCCCGCGCAAGCGGUGUGCCGUGGCUGUAAAGGACGGAACAAGUAUACUUUUUGUAGUUCUUGCUCGCCCGUUGCCACCGCCUCCUCCCAAAGAGCCGGAACUGCUAAUGUUUUUUGAAAAGCCCUCGUCACCAGUGGCCAAACAACCUGAAACCGCAACGGGAAACGAGGUGGAGUGGCAAAAGUGGUCUGCCGGUUCAUAUUGCGUGCCGCUGGUGGUCGAUGAAAGGGGAGAAAUUCAGCGCUACGACAAGCUUUGCCAUAGAGAGUUUCCAAAUUUGAGAGACGCAUACAGACAGUGUGGUCCAUUCGAGUCCUUUGUGGAGUUUGCGGCGUUGUUCGGAUGCCUACGUCUCGACAGGAUGUAUUUCCUUGUUGCUACAAAAGUUGAGGAGGCUGCGGUGCUGCCAUUUGGUGGCGCAAUCCUCCGGGUUGGUGGCACGGAGUGGAUUUCGUUUGGAAUUCCCGGUUCGGAACCCCUGUACCUGACGUCGGGGGAUAGAAAUAGGUUGAAGGAGUUUGAGACCUAUAGCCAUGAAGGGGGUUAUUACUAUUCGGAUGACUGCGACUUACGGCGGCCGUUUCCGUUCGUUUCAUCAAAAGACGGUAACGGCCCACAGUUUCACAGUGACUGGUCAAGGCAGCUACGAAAACCGUUUAUAACAGCAGGCGUUGAAAGUUGUUGCUCGGUGUUGCUCCGCGGGUUCGCUGCGGAGAAGGAGGUUUUGCUUAAAGACGGCUCAAUCCUUCAUGUGUUGCUGUGCGGGAGACAAAAUAACCUCAAUCCAGGCCCCCGGUACUUCGGUAGAGGAUUGAACGCAGUCAAUGCGGUGGGAAACGACCACGUGUACGAGUAUGUGAUGUGGAGACAGGGCGGUGGCAAUGGCCCUAUUCAGUUUGCCAAACACACAAUACUUAGGGGCACGGUUCCCGUACAUUGGUCAACACGAAUCAGCAAGACUAUCUCGGAGCCAGCAAUGAUGUUCAGUCAAAAUAAGGAAGAAGUUCUCCGAGGGUGCGAUUCGUACUUCAGUUUCGUCUUCACUCAACUGGUUGCCAUCAUGAGGUACGACUCGGGAGAACAGCUCACCGGCAGGGGCCCCAGGUUGCGCUGCGUCAAUAUGCUUCGUCAAAGUCAUCAUAGCAGUGAGGAAGCUCUGACAAAACACUUUACAGAAGCCGUCACGAAAUCACAAGCGGCGCUGCAGCAGGCGUUUCCGGGGUCUCAACUUGAUCUCGUGCACGUCGACUGGCUCAACAUGUUAAAGGAACAGGGUAUUGACCGCACCACUACAACCUUUUGGACAACCCUGCUCGCCACAUUUUCUACAGACGAACUGGUUACCGCUGGAACCAUAGGCGUUGAUGGAGGCGUUACGCGGAACUCCUGCCAAACCAGCUUUGUGCGAGUGAACUGCGCCGACUCAUUGGAUCGAACAAACAUUGGGUGUUUUUACACCUGUUUCCAAUCAACAUUAAAUAUGUUAGCCUAUCUCAGGUUGGAGCCCGACAGCUUCGUCGAUCAGAACCGACUACCCCCGCUAGAAGAGCAGGAAGGCGAGAGACCUCUGGAAACCACCUUAGCAAUGUUGCAGUUAAGCGGUUCCCCUCGAAGGGACUCCGUGGCCACGUGGCAGGAGGCGUGCAACCCGUCACUGUACCCCGCCGCCAUAGGUCGGGCCCUCUCGGAACUGUAUGUUUACAACGGCGACACCAUUGCGCGUCUUUACACCAACUCGGCCGCCAUGCACAGUAACAUUUUGCGGGGUAUUUGCGGCCUAAAGGCGGCUGCAUCCAAUAUGGUGAUUGCAACUCAGCGCCGUUAUGAAAACGCGUUCGAAGACAAGAGCAAGUUUCGGAAUAUUGAACUGUUGCUCGGGCGCAACAUCGACAUACACUUUCCAUCUAUGAGCCAAGCCUUUCUCAAACGCCCUGUGCCGGUGGAGAACUGGGGAUGCGCCCUUAUAGCAAAGGGCAUUCCCGUAGGUGUUCCGUGUUCUGAGAUCGAGCAGGCUGUGCGUAAGGCAUGGGACAGUUUGGUCGUACCCCGAUUGCGAGAGGACGGUAUUCCCGUAACCUCAAGUGAUGCGCUGACUUUCAUCAUAUCUGCCGAAGACAAUGAGGGCGAGUACCACGAUGAAUUUAUAUGUGCCGUGAAACAGCUCACGUUUGAGCAGGACACGUCCGGGGAGGAGGAUACAAAUGCCGAACAGAAUAGUGAACAUCUUGCGGUGAUCGAGUUCGACAAGGACUUCUGCCGCGCACUCGAUGCCCCGUUCCUUUUACAAGAGAAUGCCAUACUCAAGUUUCAAACGACCGGUGUUGCUUUAGAACCCUACACGUACCCAGUGCUGUCGGAAAAUGGAAAUUCACGAGGAAUCGUUCGGAAGGCGGCCAAAUCACUUCGGAGUGGGGUUAAAAAUUUCGUGCGGGGAUUAUACAAGUAA